UAGAUCAAUGUCCUGCACUGAGUGGCUGUUCCGGGCAAAGGCGGAGACAGGACAUGAAUGCGGUGCUCGGGCCCCAUAGGAUCACACAGUGGGAGCCCUGUUUUAUCUUUAGUUUAGAUCAGAAUACAGAGAAACAGGCCAACGAGGAUAAGCAUGAGGCGACACUGUGGGCUCAAAUAUGGAAUAUGCAAGGAAUUUCUUGCUGAAUUCCUGGGAACAUUUGUUUUGGUGUUGUUUGGUUGUGGUUCGGUGGCCCAAACCGUCUUGAGUCGGAACCAGCUGGGAGAACCCCUCACGGUCCAUAUUGGUUUCUCUGUUGGACUCAUGAUGGGCGUGUAUGUGGCUGGAGGAGUAUCUGGGGGGCACGUGAACCCUGCUGUGUCCCUGGCUAUGGUCAUUCUGGGCAAACUGAAAAUUUGGAAGUUCCCCAUUUAUGUGAUUGCGCAGUUUCUUGGAGCAUUUGCCGGAGCAGCUGCCGUCUUUGGGUUAUAUUACGAUGCCUUCAUGGAUUUCACCAGUGGGAUUCUAUCUGUAACUGGGAUCAAUGCCACAGGCCAUAUAUUCGCUUCGUAUCCAGCGCGACACCUGUCCAUUCUGGGAGGCUUCAUUGACCAAGUGGUGGGGACCGGGAUGCUGGUCUUGUGUAUACUGGCUAUCAUUGACGGAGGAAACAUAGGAGCACCAAAAGGAAUGGAGCCGCUGGCGAUUGGACUUAUUAUCAUGGCUAUUGGGGUGUCUAUGGGCCUGAACUGUGGCUACCCCCUGAACCCUGCUCGUGACCUGGGACCUCGAAUGUUCACUGCUGUGGCUGGCUGGGGCUUUGAGGUCUUCAGCACGGCAGGAUACUGGUGGUGGAUUCCUGUGGCUGGUCCCAUGGUCGGAGGCGUAGUGGCCGCUGUCCUGUACUACCUGCUGAUCGAAAUGCACCACAAACGAGAUGCACCAGAGAAGUCAGAUGACGAGGAGGAAGAGGAGGAUGAGGAUGAAGAUGAAGACAGCAGCCUGAAGGACAAGAAUGGCACCACUCUGUUUGAGACAAGUUUCAAUAAUAUGGACGUCCAUCAGCUACAGCUUUAGACUGAUACUAAUAGCAGUAAGCAUGUGUUGAUAUAUCCCAUGUAAAUACAACAGACAUCACUGACUCGAACUGUCUACUAUUCUCUGCAGACGCAUAUUAUAAAGCUUCAUUUUUCACUGCUCACAUUUUGUUGAUAUUGUAAAUAGUCAAACAAUGUAU
Periophthalmus magnuspinnatus is the source of this 1237-nucleotide messenger RNA. RefSeq names its product aquaporin-9-like. Bases 154 to 1077 code for a protein of 307 amino acids. Gene Ontology annotation, biological process: water transport; glycerol transmembrane transport. The transcript is spliced from 7 exons. The record is from RefSeq and is a predicted model, not a curated record. Gene Ontology annotation, cellular component: basolateral plasma membrane; plasma membrane. NCBI's taxonomy places the organism in Eukaryota, Metazoa, Chordata, Actinopteri, Gobiiformes, Gobiidae. Gene Ontology annotation, molecular function: glycerol channel activity; urea transmembrane transporter activity; water channel activity.